Clunio marinus is the source of this 210-nucleotide messenger RNA. Lineage: Eukaryota; Metazoa; Arthropoda; Insecta; Diptera; Chironomidae. The record is from the annotation of a GenBank genome assembly.
AUGUAUGGAAAAAUUAGAAAUAUUACUUCGUCGACGACGUCGGAAGAUGCAAUUUUGAAAUCUCAUCUCAAAAGACAAGGGGAGAAUCACUAUAAGCACCAGAAGGAAUUCCAAGAAAAUCUAAGUAAAUUCUUAGAAAAUGGACGUGUUUUUGUUGAAACACUAAAAUUUCGAAGUGUCAUUUCAGGACGUCAGGAAAAAGCACUAUGA